Guillardia theta CCMP2712 is the source of this 2469-nucleotide messenger RNA. RefSeq lists its product as hypothetical. Gene Ontology annotation, cellular component: membrane. NCBI's taxonomy places the organism in Eukaryota, Cryptophyceae, Pyrenomonadales, Geminigeraceae. The transcript has 7 exons. Gene Ontology annotation, molecular function: calcium:sodium antiporter activity. The coding region runs from base 1 to 2469 and encodes 822 amino acids. Gene Ontology annotation, biological process: cell communication; calcium ion transport; transmembrane transport. The record is from RefSeq and is a predicted model, not a curated record.
AUGAGCUGCUGCAAUCCAGCCAACGGGGGAGAAGCAGGGGUCUACUUCCUCCCUAUCUUCCCCAUGGAGUAUGAGUGGGACCGAGGGUUUCGCGCCUUCUUGUACCUGGUGGGUCUGCUGUGGAGCUUUUUGGGUGUUUCUGUGCUCAGCGAUGUGUUCAUGACCGGCAUCGAGAGGGUGACGAACUCGACGAGGAAGGUGAGACGGCCGAAGCUCGACUCCAACGGCAGAGCGAUCCUGGUGGACGGUCAAGAGCAGUACGAGGAGGUGCAAGUCUUGAUUUGGAACCCAGCGGUAGCCAACCUCACGCUCAUGGCCCUGGGGUCGUCGACCCCGGAGAUCCUCCUCUCAGUCAUUGAGAUCUGCUUCUCAGGCUUCUACUCGGGCGAGUUGGGGCCAGGGACGGUCGUUGGGUCGGCCGCGUUCAACCUGUUUGUGAUAACUGCACUCUGCAUGCUCUCGAUCCCUAAGUCGGAGACGAGGAAGAUAGACGGGUUCCUCUCCUUCUGCAUCACCACCGUCUUCUCAGUCUUCGCCUACCUGUGGGUUUACAUCUCUGUGAUGGACAACGUGGUGACAGUGGCGGAAGCUGUCAUCACCUUCUGCAUGUUCCCACUGCUGACGUUGAUGGUGUACAUGGCGGACAACGGGCUCUACUCGAAGAUGUUCUACACCAUAGCAAGAAUCCGACCGGACGAGCUCGACGAUGAGACCCCGCCGCCUGCACCCAUGACAUCUACCCCACUAGAGUCCUUCCGCUCCUUCUCGGCGCUUCAGACCAGUCGCUCGAUCAUCGAGGACGGAGGGAAACUCUUCCUGCGGCAGAACCAGUCUCGCGUCAAGUAUCGUCACCUUGCUCUUCAGAGCCUCAUGGGAGGCAAGAAGAUCACGCCCGAAGACCUGCAGGCCCCGGAGCUCUACAUAGAGAAGAACCUGAUGGAGGCAGAGGCCGAGUCGCUUCUCCCUGUGAUCCAGUUUGAGAGCCCGAACUUCUCUUUCCUCGAGACUGUCGGGAUUGCCAAACUGGUUGUGACGCGUCAGGGGAACUUGUCGGUGGAGGCAGAUGUUGAGUACCAAACCAGAGAUGGCACAGCAAAGAACUCGGUGCACUACGAGCAAACCAGCGGCGUCCUCCACUUCGAUCCCUUCGAGACUGAGCAGACCAUCUUGAUUCGUAUCCUGCAUGACUUGGAAUGGAACGAAGAUUUGGAGUUCACGACGGAGCUUUCGGUCGUGGAUUCUCAGCUCGUGAAACUUGGGGGGAUGUAUCAGGCCGUCGUGACCAUCAUCGACAUGGACGGGCCGGGGGUCUUCGAGUGGGUGGAGAAGGAGCCUCAGUUCUUUCUCAGCUCGGACAGCGCGGCAUACCUCCAGCUGCAGAGGAUGAAGGGAUGCACUGGCGAUGUCAAGAUCAGGGUGAGGACAGUCGACGACAGCGCGCAGGCAGGACAGCACUUCGUCGGCAUGGAUGAGUUGGUGUCCUUCAAGGACUGUCAGGCCUCCAAGACUGUCAAGAUUCGCCUCCAGAACUUUGACAAGCCUGAGGACGCGGGGGAAGACUACAUGGUUCGAUUUUUUGUUAAGAUACAAGACAUGGACGACGGUUCAGGCAUUGUGAUCAGCGAGUACGACACGAUAGAAGUGCGAGUUGAGCACAGGGAGCAAGCCGACGAGGACGAGGAGAUCACCUGGACGCAGCAGUUCAAGCAGGCGCUGAGUGUCAACGGAGGUCAAGACAUGGCUGACGCCAGCGCUACUGGGCUUGUGCUGCACUACAUCUCCAUCACCUGGAAGCUCGUCGCUGCCUUCAUCCCUCCUCCGUCCAUCUGGGACGGCUGGGCGACCUUUUGCGUCGCCCUGGGGAUGAUCGGGGUGGUGACCACACUGAUCAACGACCUUGCCUCCAUCUUCGGCUGCAUCAUCGGGCUCGAGGACCCCGUCACUGCCAUCACCAUCGUCGCUCUCGGCACCUCCCUCCCCGACACGUUCGCCUCCGUCCUCUCCAUCCGGGCGGAUGACAACGCUGACAACGCCGUCGGGAACGUGACGGGCAGCAACUCCAUCAACGUCUUCCUCGGUCUUGGGCUGCCCUGGACGAUUGCGGCGAUUUACUGGCACUACACACCUCCGACUGCGAGGUGGUUGGAAACUUAUCAAGGGACACCCGGCAACCGUCCAAGAAUGUAUCCAAGCGUGCAGAACAACAAUGCUUUCCUGCCGGAGAACGGGGGCAACGGCGGGUUUGUGGUAGCAGGAGGGAACUUGGGGUUCAACACUAUCUACUUCACGAUCCUCACCGUCAUAGCCAUCUCCACUUUGCUGCUCAGGCGCUUCGUCUAUGGACACGAACUUGGAGGAGAAGGAAUGAUUAACAAAGUUUCGGCUGCUCUGUUCCUGCUGUUGUGGUUCGCCUAUAUCAUAGUCGCAAGCUUACAGACUUACUAUCCAAGCUCCUUCCCCGCCUUCUAG